AUGGAGCAAUGUCGGCGUUCCGCCCUGGUGCCGUGUGGAGCGGUGUGGUCCGAGUGCGCACGCGGCGAGAGCGGCCGUCGCGUGGGCAAGGUGUUGCUGGGCGCCGCCCUGCUCGGCAUCGGCCUCAAAGUGUACGGCCGCUACAGGCGCUACCAGCGCCGGCAGCGCUGGAACCAGGCCGGGAAGGACGUGGUGGUGCUGCACCAGUUCGAACGUGGCACCAACUGUCCCAGCCUGUCACCGUUCGCGCUCAAGCUGGAAACGUUCCUGCGCAUGGCUGGCAUCAAGUACGUGGUGGACACGGACGAGCCACGGGGGUCACGCAACAAGUGUCCUUGGAUCACCUUCAACGGACAGGAGCUGUCCGACUCGGAGCUUAUCAUCGACUUUCUGACGCAACACUUCGGAAAACCUCUGAAGGAAAAGCUCACGCCGGCUGAGCAUGCCGUCGGACGUGCCGUGCAGGUGAUGCUCGACGAGCACACCAUGAUGGCCGUGGUCUAUAAACGCUAUGUUCUCGACCGCUAUUCCUACAUCAUGGGGUGUUUCUCCAAGAAGUAUCGGCUCAUGCUCAGGCUCUUGGUGCCCAUUUUCCACCCAAGAUUGAAGCCUGUGUUCGCCGAGCUGACCCAAGUCAUAUACGGUUGCGCACCUGAGGUGGAGCGCUACGUUCGCGCUAACUACGACGCUCUGGUGCAAUACCACGAGCGUAUGAAGAACAAGUACUGGCCCGACUGGGAGCAGUGCCGAGCCGAGUAG
Pollicipes pollicipes is the source of this 759-nucleotide messenger RNA. RefSeq names its product failed axon connections homolog. The record is from RefSeq and is a predicted model, not a curated record. Gene Ontology annotation, cellular component: cytoplasm. Bases 1 to 759 code for a protein of 252 amino acids. Lineage: Eukaryota; Metazoa; Arthropoda; Thecostraca; Pollicipedomorpha; Pollicipedidae. The transcript has 3 exons.